Vombatus ursinus (common wombat) is the source of this 672-nucleotide messenger RNA. Its product is annotated as cystatin-like. The record is from RefSeq and is a predicted model, not a curated record. Bases 57 to 479 code for a protein of 140 amino acids. Lineage: Eukaryota; Metazoa; Chordata; Mammalia; Diprotodontia; Vombatidae. Gene Ontology annotation, molecular function: cysteine-type endopeptidase inhibitor activity. The transcript is spliced from 3 exons.
CUAGUCCGAGGAGCGAGCUGUGCGGCCUGCUUGCCUGCGCACUCCCGGCUGUCGCCAUGGCCGGCCCGCGGUCCUUCCUGCUGCUGCCUGUGCUGCUGCUCGCCCUGGUCCUCGCUGUCCAAGCCGAGCGCCUGCCCCGCCUCUUGGGCGGCAUUGUGGAGGCCAACGAGAACGAGGAGGGUGUGCAGCAAGCGCUCGGCUUCGCCGUCAGGGAAUUUAACCGGGCCAGCAACGACAAGUUCGGCAGCCGAGUGUUCCGCGUAGUGAGAGUUAGGAAGCAGGUUGUGGCUGGUAUUAAAUACUUUAUCAGUGCUGAGAUUCGUCGAACCACCUGCAGCAAGUCUGUGGCUGACCUUUCAAGCUGCCCCUAUCAUGAGGACCCAACUCUGAAAAAGCACUCCAUCUGCGAAUUUGAGGUGUACUCUGUUCCUUGGUUGGGCAAAACCUCCCUCCUGAAGAAUGAAUGCAAAGAUGCCUAGGCGUAUCCUCAUAGAUCUGCGACCAGUUUGAGCUGCAGCUGUUUUCUCUGUUUUGAAAGAACAGCAAUAACACAACCCAUUUGAUUCAUUAUUGCUUAACUGUUAGUGUUGUGCAAGGUAAUGAUGUAAUCUCCUCCCUAAGCUGGCAGGAGGAAGAAAUAAAGGCUUGUCAAAGUACCUUUUUCAUUACUAA